AUGUCCAACAUUGAAGAACUCAACGUCUCUUUUGAUCCCUUUGCUGACGUUGACGAAGAUAAUAAACCAGCUGCCCAAGGCGCCAAGAAUAUCCAUUUGCGUGUACAACAGAGAAACGGUAGAAAGACAUUAACUACACUUCAAGGGCUUCCUAAAGAGUAUGAUGCCAAAAAGAUUCUAAAGAGCUUCAAGAAAGAGUUUGCUUGCAACGGCACUAUUGUGGAAGAUCCUGAACUUGGGCAAAUCUUGCAGCUUUCGGGUGAUCAACGUUUGAAGAUUGCAGAAUUUCUUGUAUCAGAAAACAUUGCGAAAAAGACAGACAUUAAGGUCCAUGGCUUUUAA
This is a messenger RNA of Rhizopus microsporus ATCC 52813, 342 nucleotides long. Its product is annotated as eukaryotic translation initiation factor 1b-like protein. Gene Ontology annotation, molecular function: RNA binding; ribosomal small subunit binding; translation initiation factor activity. Gene Ontology annotation, biological process: translational initiation. Lineage: Eukaryota; Fungi; Mucoromycota; Mucoromycetes; Mucorales; Rhizopodaceae. Gene Ontology annotation, cellular component: eukaryotic 43S preinitiation complex. Bases 1 to 342 code for a protein of 113 amino acids. The transcript has 3 exons. The record is from RefSeq and is a predicted model, not a curated record.